AAUACCUUGUAUAUACACUGUGGUCACAGUCAAGGCUGAAUGCUUGAACGAAACGCACGCGUUCGGACAUAAUUUGUAGCAUCGUUGAUAAUCCAAUCGUGUUUUAAAUAAAGUGUUGUGAAAUAUUUUUUGUAUGUGUGAAUUGGAUUUUUUUAGUGAACAAUGAAGCUCAGUAUCCUGUUACUCCUGGGCGUGGUGGCGCACUGCCACGGCUACCACAUCAUCACCAUGUUCCCCAUGCCCUCACACAGCCACAACCAGCUCGCCAAGGGCAUCGUGGAUGCUCUGCUUCAGGGAGGACAUACCGUGACCUGGGUGACACCGUUCCCGGAGAAGGCAGAUAAGAACAACCCCAAGUUGAAGUUAAUUGACAUCAGCCCAGUACGACGCCAUGUUGCAAACAUAGACAUGACGGAUCCGACUCACAACAACGCCGGCAUCUCCUUCAUCAAGGAAAUGUCUGCCAACAUGUCUCUGGAGAUGCUGAACACUCCAGCUGUGAAGGAAGCAUUGCUGAAGGGAAAAUUUGAUGCCGUUGUCACUGAGAAUUUCUUCUGUGACUUCUUAGCUGGCAUCCCAGCAGUACUCCAAGUACCCUGGAUCCAGCUAGCCGCCACGCAGCUGCACCCCGACAUAGAGGCACAGGUAGACGAGGUGCGCUCCGUGCCCACCAUCCCUCUCAUGUUCAACCCCUCAGGGAUCCCCAUGUCCUUCGCCAGCAGAGCGAUCAACGCCAUGAUUUAUUCUAUGAUGACUGUUUAUCAAUGGUCUGGUAGAGCAGCCACCAUCAAGCAGUACGAAGACUUGUUCGCCCCCAUCGCCGCAGCGAGAGGAGUGCCGCUCCCUCCCUUCGACGAUGCGUUCCACAACGUGUCCAUCACCCUGGUGAACUCCCACGAGUCCCUGACUCCUGCGUUCACAACUCCUCCCAAUGUCAUCAGCAUCGCUGGUUACCACAUGGAUGAGAACAUUCCACCUUUGCCCAAGGACUUGCAAGAACUGCUGGACGGAUCACCUCAAGGUGUGAUCUACUUCAGCAUGGGCUCAGUCCUGCGCUCAUCAGCUUUGAAGCCUCACACCCGUGCCGCUUUGCUGAAGCUGUUCGCCUCCCUCCCUUACACAGUGCUGUGGAAGUUUGAGGAGCCUCUGAAGGACCUCCCCCCUAAUGUCCACGUCAGGUCUUGGAUGCCUCAGCCUAGUAUUCUUGCUCACCCCAACGUAAAAGUCUUCAUCACCCACGGAGGUCAGCUCAGUUCUCUCGAAGCUGUGCGAGCUGGAGUACCACUCCUGGCUGUACCGGUGUUCGGAGACCAGCCCGCUAAUGCUGAGAGGGCCAGGCGCAGCGGGUAUGCUCUGAAGGUGGACUUCUCGCCAGACAUGGUGCCUGAGUUGGAAGUAGCUUUGAAGGAGAUCUUGAGUAAUGACCAAUACUCAAAACGCGUGAAGUACCUGUCCAAGGUGUUCACGACUCGCCCCACCACUCCCAAGAAGUUAAUCAACCACUACGUAGAACUAGCCAUCGAGACUAAAGGAGCCCUGCAUCUACGCUCGAUGUCCCUGCAAUACAAAUGGUACGAGCGCUGGAUGUUAGAUCUCAUGCUCGCCGUACUUGUCACGCUCGCGAGCAUAGUAGCUCUGCUCGUGUUCGCAGCAAAGAAAGCGAUAAGCAAAGUCACGGGUAAAAAGGUGUAUAAAGAUAAAUCUAGUAAAAAGAAAAGGAAUUAGUAUUUGUUUUUUGUGAUUGUACUUAAUUUAAGUAUUUAUAGUGUAAGGUUUAGAUUUUUUUUAUAAAUUAUGAAGAAUUAAAUUAAAUAUAGAUCUUAUUUUUUUAUAUAUAAAAAA
This is a messenger RNA of Spodoptera frugiperda (fall armyworm), 1842 nucleotides long. RefSeq names its product UDP-glucosyltransferase 2-like. Gene Ontology annotation, molecular function: UDP-glycosyltransferase activity. The record is from RefSeq and is a predicted model, not a curated record. Bases 163 to 1725 code for a protein of 520 amino acids. NCBI's taxonomy places the organism in Eukaryota, Metazoa, Arthropoda, Insecta, Lepidoptera, Noctuidae. The transcript is spliced from 10 exons.